AUGGCAAAGGGAGAAAUAUAUGCCAAGCCUCAGUUUAAUAGAAAGGAUACGUGUCCUGAGCUCAACCUGCAGCACUCCAGGCAGCACGGGCUGCCCCGAACAUCCCGCAGCCCAAACUGUGCCUGUCCGGGACCGCAGCUGCGGCACCGGCACCGACCGCCAGCACAACACCGACCGCCAGCACCGCCACCGGCACCGGCACCGACCGCCGGCACAGCACCGACCGCCAGCACCGGCACCGGCACCGACCGCCGGCGCAGCACCGACCGCCAGCACCGGCACCGGCACCGACCGCCGGCACAGCACCGACCGCCGGCACAGCACCGACCGACCGCCGGCACCGGCACCGACCGCCGGCACAGCACCGACCGCCAGCACCGCCACCGGCACCGGCACCGACCGCCGGCACAGCACCGACCGACUGCCAGCACCGCCACCGACCGCCGGCACAGCACCGACCGCCAGCACCGCACCGACCGCCGGCACCGCGCCGAGCCUCGCCCGCGGGGCUCAGCGCCAGUCCGCACAGAACAGACAACAGCAGCAACUCUGACACAAACCAAAGAUAAAAACAAAUAGCAAUCCUUCUGAACAUGGCACUGCAGAACAGGCGUACAAAAUAGACUAAAUUGAAUCCUGAAUUGUGUUGGUGCCUGUGUGUUUUGACGAGCAACUGCUUGGGGACAUCAGGUGUCAGAAGAACCCGUUUGGCCUGGGAUGGUGCAGUGAACAGACACGUCUGUGAAGGGCAUCGGCAAUCCGCUGCCUGUCACUCGGGACGAUCCAACGCCGGGAAACCCACUCUGCCAAGGCGGCAGGAGUCCGAGGUGAAAGUGAAGAAAAGAAAGUUGCCAUCUCUCAUUAAGAUUUAUUAUUCGUCUGAGCUUUUGUAGUCCCGAAGCUUAACGACAGAUGGUGGUGUAACUCCACCAAUUUUGUAAUAUCUCCUUUACUUUGAUGUUGUAAUACAGAUUCUCCUCGACUUGACUUCGGUUAAAACCAGCAUUUUCUGCUCUUUCCCAAGUGUCUCGGAGCAGUACGCAGGGAGGAAAGGGAGUGCACCUUGUUCGAAGAGGGAUCUAUUAUGUGUUCUUGUUUGCUUUCUAAACAAUCCUAAUAGAAAAUAGCAAUCUUAUAGACACCUAGAGCUGACAGCAGCACAGAGAAAUUACAUUAAAUUAAUUAAAGGGAAACGGUUUCAAAGCGGUUUAUUUCAAGCG
Molecule: messenger RNA, 1220 nt
Organism: Oenanthe melanoleuca
Lineage: Eukaryota; Metazoa; Chordata; Aves; Passeriformes; Muscicapidae
Product: transcription initiation factor TFIID subunit 1-like
Exons: 3
Coding region: 1-579 (192 amino acids)
Source: RefSeq, a predicted model, not a curated record